Ascoidea rubescens DSM 1968 is the source of this 952-nucleotide messenger RNA. It is a transcript of the gene RPL29, whose product is annotated as 60S ribosomal protein eL29. Gene Ontology annotation, cellular component: ribosome; cytosolic large ribosomal subunit. The record is from RefSeq and is a predicted model, not a curated record. Gene Ontology annotation, biological process: cytoplasmic translation. Lineage: Eukaryota; Fungi; Ascomycota; Saccharomycetes; Ascoideales; Ascoideaceae. The transcript has a single exon. The coding region runs from base 404 to 619 and encodes 71 amino acids. Gene Ontology annotation, molecular function: structural constituent of ribosome.
AAAAAACCACAACAACCAUGUUCGCGGAUCACUGCAAUAGUUGCAUAUAUUUUGCACUAAUGCAUUUGUCCCAUGUCCGUGAAAAUACAAUAUAUAAAUAGGGCUCUGAGAAGCUUUGGUAAAUCCAAUUUAAAGCCCUGAUUGGAUUCACGUGCCUUUUCUUAUUUUUUCUGAAAAACGAUUUUUCAAAAUAUUAAAUUCAAUUCCAGAGAAGUUACCUUUGCUGCAGCUACAGUAGUUCAUUAUCACCAGUAUCAUUGAUAUCAAUAAUUGAGUUCCAAGUACGUUUGAGUUACAACAAUCAGUAAAAGAUACCUACGGAAACAUUGUUCAAUUAAAUUACUAACAAAAAACAAAUCGAAUUAUUUUAAUUUUUUUCUUUCAAUAUUAUUUGCAAUUAGAAAUGGCUAAAUCAAAGAAUCAUACAGCUCACAAUCAAACCAGAAAGGCUCACCGUAAUGGUAUCAAAAAACCAAAGACUCACAGAUAUCCAUCAUUAAAAGGUGUUGAUCCAAAAUUCAAACGUAACCACAAACAUGCUCUUCAUGGCACUGCUAAAGCUUUAGCCGCUGCUAGACUUACUGCUAAAUCAGCCACCAAACCUGCUGCUAAAAAAUAAAUUAAUCAUUAAAUUAAUCAAUGAAUAAAAUAAAUAAAAUAAACCGAUUUUUUUUUCAAUUUAAUUUACUUUAAUACAAUUUUUUGUGGUGAUAUAAAGCAUGUACAAUACUAAUGAUAAUAAAAUAUUAGAAAACAACAAAAUACAUUUAUAAUACUAAAACAAUAUCUAAUCAUUAGAAAACAAAACUUGAUAAGUUAAUUUAAAUGCAUAAAAUGUAUUAAAUACUGGAAAGCUCACGUUAAACAUUUAUUAAAUAUAUUUUAAUGGUUACUUUUUUUUACUAUGAUAUUCAUUCAAUUUUCCAAGGUGAGAUGUAGAAAGCAAUAUUAA